AUGGCAGUUUCCGAUGCAGCGUCGCUCGUGGCAGCUGCGGCUCGUGCUGCCUGCGAGGCUCGAGCACCUCGACGGACAGUUGCUGCGGUUGCGGCCGCUGCAGUGUCGGCUGCUGCUGGCACUGCGGCGCCUAGCCAGCAGCGACGGCCCCGGGUGAUUGAGUCCGCUCCUGCUGAGGAGGAGGCCCGGCGCGAGGCCAUCAAGGCUAAGCGCCGUAGGAGGCGCCAGCGCAAGAAGGAAGCCAGGGCAGCGGCUGCACUUGACAAGGGCGACGGGGCAGAAGCUGGCGAUAUGGAGACGGAGAGGACGGGGGACACUGCUACGUUUGGAGCUGGGGACGCUCAGACGGCUGCUGGAGAGGUCACGCCACCAAGGAGGAGCAAAGUGCCGGCUGUUUUCGAAAAGGGCCACACAGGACUCACGCCUCCGUGCAAGAGACACUGUGGGGUCCCGACCGAGGAGACUGGCGCCGAACCGGAGGACGCGAGUGUGGACAGCGAUGGUGCCGAAUCUGGUAUCACCAUCUACACCGAAUCGGAGGGGGGAUCGGCCCACCCGUUGUGGUCGCCUUCCAUGAAGAUUGGGCGUAGCGAAGCUCUGCGAAGAUGGGAAGAACACAAGCAGAUGAAGCGAGGCGAGGUCCCCAAGCUGCCCGCUGGAGGCUCCGGGCCUUCCAGCUGA
This is a messenger RNA of Symbiodinium natans, 681 nucleotides long. The record is from the annotation of a GenBank genome assembly. Lineage: Eukaryota; Dinophyceae; Suessiales; Symbiodiniaceae.